CAGCUUACCGCAUGGCUUCCUGGUGAAUUUACGAGGUGCAUGUCAUUGUUAAGUGACGUUCGAGUUAAUAGGUAAAGUAAAAUUGAAAGACUUGGAAAUGAAACUUAACAUUAUUUUAAAAAAUUUAUGUAGCUUAAAGACUGUUAUUGCGGCAGGUAUUACAGACGCACAAGUAGAAAUUGUUAAAAUUCCGCCAAAGGCAAGUUGCUCUGGUUUUUGUAACAAUGUUAGCACUAGCAGUCCUAUUUCUCGACCUCCAGUUCUUGAACUUCCGUCGUCGGAAUGUUUGUUUUCAGCGAAUGCUAUUUGCUGGUACUUGUUUCAUCAGCGAGAAUCUGGGAAUAAUACUACGUUUGAUCCCAUUACCGAGGAAUGGCUGGAAUGGGAAAGCAACUGUUUGCAACCAUAUGUUACGACGUUUAUAGCAAAUUUCUUUGAGAAUAAUAAACUAAAUGACGCGUUAUUUUCAACUUUAAUGAAUCAUUUGCAAUAUCUGGAUUCAUUUCUCACAUCUACACCUCAUUUCCCUCGCAGCAGUGCCAGUGGAACCUUACCAGGUAUAGGUGAUGUGGUUAUUUGGUCAACUGUAUAUCCAGUAAUAACAGAUGAGAAACUAGGUGCAGAUACAGUUAAAAAAUUUUCUUCUCUUUGUAGGUGGUUUCAUGAAAUUGGUUUGAACGAAAGUUUUAAAGAAGCGGUACGGUAUGUUUUUGGUGAAAAGAAACCAAGUGCUUGUAAGGAAACUUUGAUUGAAAAAGACCCUCUUUUACAUAAUUUUGCUUUAUCUACUCAGAGAGGUAAAUUGGUUCCACAAGUAAUUAAUUCAAGUGAUGUUGAAAUGAACACUUCUCAGGUUGAAGAAGAUGUUAUUAGCCAAGAAGAAAUGUUUGUUGUUUUUAAAAACUGGUUGAAAGGGAAAAGUUUUAUGCCUAAGAAGUCUGAAGAAAAGUUUCCAAUUUUACCUCAAGAAGGGGAAAGAAAUAUUUUAGUAACGAGUGCUUUACCAUAUGUGAACAAUGUUCCUCACUUGGGAAACAUCAUAGGGGCUGUGCUUAGCGCUGAUGUCUUUGCUAGGUAUUGUCGAAACAGAAAUUAUGUGACUUUGUAUAUCUGUGGGACAGAUGAGUAUGGUACUGCUACGGAAACAAAAGCCCUAGAGGAAGGAGUAACACCUUGGGAAAUUUGUAAUAAAUACCACAGACUACACAAAGAGGUAUACCAGUGGUUUAACAUAUCAUUUGAUUACUUUGGAAGAACAACAACUGAUUGGCAAAAACAAAUUGCACAAGACAUCUUUCUAAAGCUCUAUGCGAAAAACUACUUGUUUGAAGAUACUGUGGAACAGCUAUUUUGUGAAAAAUGCCACAGAUUCCUGGCAGACAGAUUUGUGCUUGGUGUGUGUCCAUUUUGUCUCUAUGAUGAUGCCCGAGGUGACCAGUGUGACAAAUGUGGACGGCUGAUUAAUGCAGUAGAACUAAAAGAACCCAAAUGUAAAGUUUGUUCAAGCACUCCCAUCUUGAAAACAUCUCGUCACUUGUUUCUGGAUCUGCCUAAACUUCAACCAGACUUGCAUACUUGGCUUGAUCAGUCCUGUGAGAGUGGAUAUUGGACUAAUACAGCUAAGGUUAUUACAUAUUCUUGGUUAAAAGAAGGUCUGAAACCUCGUUGUUUAACUCGGGACUUAAAGUGGGGAAUUCCUGUUCCUGUGAAAGGCUAUGAAGGCAAAGUAUUUUAUGUUUGGUUUGAUGCUCCAAUUGGAUAUUUGUCUAUUACUGCUUCUUAUACUGAUCAGUGGGAAAAUUGGUGGAAGCAGCCAGAAAAGGUACAGCUGUAUCAGUUUAUGGCCAAAGAUAAUGUACCAUUUCACAGUAUAAUUUUUCCUGCAUCAAUAAUUGGGACGAAAGAAAAAUUCACCAUGGUGAAUCACUUGAUUGCUGUUGAAUAUCUCAAUUACGAAAAUGAUAAAUUUUCAAAAAGUAGAGGUAUAGGAGUAUUUGGUACAGAUGCUAAAGAGACUGGAAUUCCAUCAGAUGUCUGGCGUUUUUACCUUCUAAGUCUCCGACCAGAAUCACAGGACUCUUCUUUCAGUUGGAAUGAUCUUUUACUGAAGAAUAACUCAGAGUUAUUAAACAACUUUGGCAACUUCGUGAACCGAGCACUGAUGUUUCUUGCCAACAACUUCAGUUGUGUGAUUCCUGAAAUGAAAAUAAAUGAAGAAGAUAAAAUGUUACUAGUACGUGUGAAUCGAGAGUUGCAGAGUUAUAUUGAGUUAAUGGAAAAGGUUAAGCUUCGAGACGCAAUUCGUCCUGUGUUCUCUAUUAGUCGUCUGGGCAAUCAACACAUUCAGUCCAAUAAGCCUUGGGAACAUGUGAAAGGCAGCAACGAACAGAGAGAACGUGCAGGAACAGUGAUGGGGCUUUGUGCUAACAUUGCUUGCUUGCUGGCUACCUUAAUCGAGCCUUACAUGCCAGAGACAAGUACUAAAUUAAAACAGCAGCUGAACACAACUCCAGAUUGUCAUGUUAUUACUUCCUUUUUUACUUGUUGUUUACCAUCAGGACACAAAAUUGAUUAUCCUAAACCACUUUUCAAAAAACUUGAAACAAGUUUUAUUGAAGACCUGAAGAAAAAAUUUGCAGGUGACGAACAACCCAAGGAGAAAUCACCAUCAAAGAAAAUGUCAAGCAAAGGUGGUAAGUCUACAUCUGUUGUAGAACCAAGCACUCAAAUACAUGAUACAGUCGACCAAGCAUCUUUAGACCAUUUAACAGAUUUAGUUGCUAAGCAAGGAAAUCUAGUUAGAGAUUUGAAAAGUAGGAAGGCUGAAAAAGCAGAAAUUGAAAGAGAAGUUCAACAGCUUCUGGAGUUAAAAAGACAGCUGGCUUUAGCUUCGGGAAAAGAUCCCAAUGAAGUAUCUGGACAACAGAAAAAAAAGAACAGAAAAAAAUAACACAAGAAUUAAUAGACAGACCUAAUUGAACAUGAUAAUAUUUAAAUUUAAAAAGUUUUUUUUUUUUAAGUUCUUCAGAGAUGCCAAGAAAUUUACGUAUAUGAUUUUGUGGCAUUUUGGUUUAACUGCAUGAAAAAGAAAUUACCAAUUGGCCUUCUUAGAUAUUUUAUGCUUAAAUUAAACUAUUGUUAACAUAUAUGUAUAAUGUAUGAAAACUUUAAAAAUAUUUAAUUUGGUAAGCUUGUGACAUUUCAUUGUAUUGCUGUAAAGAACAGGUAUUGAAUUGUUUGUUAUGAUCAUUUACAAAUAUAGCAGAUUGGUGUUAUUAACAAUAAAAAAAAAAUGUAUAGUAAGUAAUAAACUUAUUACAUUUCCUAAAAUGUAAAUGUGGCUUGCCAUUCUACAUCUAUUAACUACGUAAUUUUGGUUAACCACAGUUUUAUGCAACUUUCUAUGAAUUUUUCAGUAUUUCUCAUUUUAUGUAAUGUUAGCUUACACAAGCAAAAUGUUAAACUGAAAAUAAAAAUACUGGUAUAAGGA
Limulus polyphemus (Atlantic horseshoe crab) is the source of this 3490-nucleotide messenger RNA. RefSeq names its product methionine--tRNA ligase, cytoplasmic-like (gene MetRS). The coding region runs from base 98 to 2950 and encodes 950 amino acids. Gene Ontology annotation, biological process: methionyl-tRNA aminoacylation. The transcript has a single exon. Lineage: Eukaryota; Metazoa; Arthropoda; Merostomata; Xiphosura; Limulidae. The record is from RefSeq and is a predicted model, not a curated record. Gene Ontology annotation, molecular function: methionine-tRNA ligase activity; ATP binding. Gene Ontology annotation, cellular component: cytosol; aminoacyl-tRNA synthetase multienzyme complex.